Messenger RNA from Necator americanus (New World hookworm), 312 nucleotides. RefSeq lists its product as uncharacterized. Bases 1 to 312 code for a protein of 103 amino acids. The record is from RefSeq and is a predicted model, not a curated record. The transcript has 2 exons. Gene Ontology annotation, biological process: chromatin remodeling. NCBI's taxonomy places the organism in Eukaryota, Metazoa, Nematoda, Chromadorea, Rhabditida, Ancylostomatidae. Gene Ontology annotation, cellular component: nucleus.
AUGGUGGCGAGACGUCGUCUCGGCAGGUUCAACCAUGCCACAAAGGAGACUCGCUGGAAAGGCUCCAAGGCAAGGGAAUUAGGCGAUGGCUACAAGCUGAUCUACCACGGCACAUCAAAUCGUAAUGGCGUUGGUAUCAUAUUGAACGAGUUUAGAAAUAGCGUCACAGCGGUGGAUCGACUAUCGGAUCGCUUGAUGGCUGUAGAAGUAGAUACAGGAAAAGUGGAAUUGCGAGUCGUCUCUGCUUAUGCGCCACAGGCGGGCUGUAGUGAAGAAGAGAAGGCAAGCUUUUGGGAGGAUCUGGAGCCCUGA